AUGGGUGACAGAACCAACAGCAAUACAGAGUUUAUCGAACAAAAUCUCAAGCUUGGGAGAUUCUUUGCUGGCGACACUUUGGCCGAAAACGACAGAAUGGAUGAAAAGGAAAUAGCCGGAUAUCGUCGGUUAACGUUUGCAGGCGUCACCGUGGCCGCUGUGGCAACGGUGACGUCGAUCAUCGUCGUUCCGCUUUUGUUCUCCUAUGCGCAGAAUGUACAGUCUCACCUCGAAGUCGAAUUGAAGUUCUGCGUCAUGAACACCCACAAUCUAUUUGACGAAAUGAGAAAGGUUGAGGUGAUAACUGGCCAAAAGAGUCGGAUCAAACGCGGCGGAUAUGCCAUGCGACCUCCUCCUCCUCAGGUGCGACCUCCUCAGAGCGAAGCGUAUAUCGCAUGGCACAAAAGAGCAAAUGAUGCUGUGAAUCUUCUAAAGCGAGCCCUAUUCAUCAACAAUGUAAACAUUUGUGACAAGAAGCCAGAACAGCUUUAA
This is a messenger RNA of Cooperia oncophora, 492 nucleotides long. Lineage: Eukaryota; Metazoa; Nematoda; Chromadorea; Rhabditida; Trichostrongylidae. The record is from the annotation of a GenBank genome assembly.